Synchytrium microbalum is the source of this 747-nucleotide messenger RNA. RefSeq lists its product as uncharacterized. Gene Ontology annotation, molecular function: SNAP receptor activity. The record is from RefSeq and is a predicted model, not a curated record. Gene Ontology annotation, biological process: retrograde vesicle-mediated transport, Golgi to endoplasmic reticulum. The transcript has 5 exons. NCBI's taxonomy places the organism in Eukaryota, Fungi, Chytridiomycota, Chytridiomycetes, Synchytriales, Synchytriaceae. Bases 1 to 747 code for a protein of 248 amino acids. Gene Ontology annotation, cellular component: endoplasmic reticulum; SNARE complex.
AUGUCGAAACCAAGGGAUGUGGUUCAAAAGAAGCUGGACACUCUAGCCAAAGCAGAGCACUUGACAAAGACACUUGUAGAUGAGUUGACGAGCCAGGAUGGGAAACUCUCGACACAUGCCAUAACUGAAAAAUCAAACAAGAUUAGAGGGUUGCUUCAGAGCAUAGGGAGAACUGUAGAGCAAAUUAAGGAAUCAGCCUGGGAGGAAGAUCGAGAAUCAGACACAAGAUUGAUUUUGAGGUUACUGCAGCCAUUAGAAGACGAACACGAAAAAUUGACUGGAUUGUCUCGUAAAGCUAUAGUGACAGCAAACAGGAAUGCUCAGUUACAGGCAGAGGCAGAUAGACAAGAGCUCAUGUCAAAAGGCACUUCGGAAGCUGCUGCUGAACGAAUCAAACGAUUGGCAUCAAAGGACUCGGUCAUUUCAGCUAGUAAUGAACUGACGGACUCGAUGCGAGAAGCAUUGAAAAUGAUGUCUGAAGAAGUCCAGAAGAGUACAGAGUCUGCUCAAGUGUUGGCUUCAUCCACCGAUACCCUUGCACAAACAUCAGACAGAUACAAAGUAAUCGACUCGGUUACAGACUCAUCCAAGAGACUCGUGCUGAGUAUGAGCAGGCGAGACUUGAUUGAUCGAGGCAUGAUUGUCUUUGGAUUGGUAGUGUUUCUGGGCGUGGUGCUGCAUAUAGUGAGAAAGAGGAUAUGGCUGCCUGGUGAUGCAUUCUGUACUGGGAAGGGAUAUCUAUGUUAA